This is a messenger RNA of Radiomyces spectabilis, 1944 nucleotides long. RefSeq lists its product as uncharacterized. Gene Ontology annotation, biological process: nuclear migration along microtubule; establishment of spindle localization; mitotic spindle orientation checkpoint signaling. Gene Ontology annotation, molecular function: microtubule binding. Gene Ontology annotation, cellular component: mating projection tip; spindle pole body; cell cortex. NCBI's taxonomy places the organism in Eukaryota, Fungi, Mucoromycota, Mucoromycetes, Mucorales, Radiomycetaceae. The record is from RefSeq and is a predicted model, not a curated record. The transcript has 5 exons. Bases 1 to 1944 code for a protein of 647 amino acids.
AUGACUUUGCUGCCCGCUCCGCCUGUGCUUCAAGCUUCCGUGUCGACGCAGGAAGAAAGUCUUGUAGAACGACUCAACGCGAUGCAGAUUCCAGAUAAAGAAAUGAGCGAUAUUCUGAACUUGCAAGAAUCGCUGACGCUUCAAGAAAUGCUUGACGGUUUCGAUGUCGUGACGAGCGCCAUGACCAAAUGGUUAGAGACCGCGCAUCUGUGUGUGUUUACUCUAGAGCAAAAUAUCAAGAAAGGAAUAGACGAAGAUACACAGCCAGUAGAAGACGUGGUCAAUCGUAUGGAUCCGUUAAUGGGUUUACUGGUUGAAAUGGGUGAAGCCAUCGAAGAAAAAGAAGAGCAAGAAGAAUUGAGACCAGGUGUCAAAUUGGCUAUUACCAAAAUUCAGUCGGAAUGGUCUGGGCUUCAGCAUUUUUUGACUUCAGUCAAAAAGAGUAUCGAAACAGUCAAUGAAGAAAAGGAGUUGCGCACACUCAUGGAUGACAUUUUGCUGCAAAUCGAUGAUUUGUCUAUCAUGAUUUUCCAAGACAAUGAAAUACUGGAAGAAAUCGAUGCACGUGUUGAGCCAUUGUUUAAUCAUGUCCAGAAAGUAUAUGCGCGUAUGACCACCGAUUCCCCGCUCCCAGACACGACGGGUGUACUAGGUCGCAAGCAUCGUGUUGUGCAAGAGCGUUGGGAAUGUUUGCGUAUCGAGAUCGAUGAGCUCAAGGAAGAACUGAAAGAAGAUCGAUGGCUUGUUGUUUUCCGCCAAGUCGCCGAUCAAGUAGACGUGAUGAUUGAUGGUUUGGACAAGACGGUCGGGCAAUGCUACGCCAUGAUUCAUCAAGCACGAGAAUGGCACGCGGCUCAAACUUCAGCUGCCAUGCCGGGCACGCCGACUGCCCCGACUCCGGUCGAUCCUGGGAAAUUUCGUUCGGUAGAAAAGAAUUUUGAAGCUAAAUACAAAUACUGCGCACCGUCCAUUGCCAAUAUGUUGGCGAAAUUAGGUCAUGGUAUCGCCACCAGAGUCACUCGGAACAAUGCCACUAUACAACGACACGAAGCUAUGGUACAGCGUUGGAAUCAGCUACGCAUUUCCAUGGAUGAACUCCGUAUUCGCGAUUUACCCGACACUGAAAAGCUGCUGAUGAUGGAACGUCCCAUCAGUCCUGCGUGGAAGAGUCACAGCCGCGGAGACGAGAUGGGCCCAGGAAAGAAGGAAGCUUCGUUUAUGAAACCUACCAAAAGCACACUAUCGCGGAAACAAGCCGAAGAGAAACCAUUGCCACGAUCCAAGACGCCUAAUCCACAAUAUCAUCGAUCAAGGGAGACCAUGCCGAAUCGACCCAAAAGCAGUAUGGGGCUUCAGGGAGGUUCAUCCAUGCGGCUGACUACCAAUCAUCCCCGGAUGCGUGCUGAAACACCGGUCAGACGCACAGGCACACCUUCACUUAUUCCGCGGCCAAAGACCCCAUCCAACAGUGAAAUGUAUCGGUCGGCUUCUCCAAGUCUGAUUCCCCGACCAAGAUCGUCAAUGCUCCGAUCUCCUCCGCCCACGAAAUCACGCAUGCAUGGUUUACAAGAACUGGAGAUGGAGGAAGCGGAAGAGGAGGAACGGAUGCGGAUCGCUUUUAGAGAGACCCAUACGUAUGUUGCCAACGCUAAAGAUCCUCUGGACGUUGAAGUGGGUCGAAUUGUGAACGCGAGUCCUAUCACGAUAAAAUGUCAACGAGGUCCACACAGCGGUCAAUAUUACUUUGGGAACGAACUCAGUCCAAGUGGCAACAAAAUCUACACAUGUAAAUUGAUGACCUAUUCCGGUACACGACGGGGCAAGGCCCAGAAUAAGGUGUUGAUUCGAGUCGGCGGCGGUUGGCAGGAGCUUGAAAUCUUUUUAUUGGAGCAUGCGAACCUCAUGGCCAGCGAUGUGGUGGUGCGAUCUUUCUGUACAGUUUAA